Molecule: messenger RNA, 1440 nt
Organism: Stylonychia lemnae
Lineage: Eukaryota; Ciliophora; Spirotrichea; Sporadotrichida; Oxytrichidae
Source: the annotation of a GenBank genome assembly
AUGCAACGAAUUACCUCAAUCAGAGAAUAAAAGAAAUUCAAGACCAAUUUAACAUUUCUGAUUAUUUUCAGUUUGUUUAUGGAUCUUGGGGAAAUCCUUAUAGGCUACAUUAUUUCUUGCACAAACUAAACAACGACAACAUUCAAUGUUAAAUUCGACUUUGUUAAUGAGAACCAAGCCUUAUAUCAGGGUUUAAUAGGGUCUAGCGGAGUGUUAGGAAUGACUAUAGGAGCAAUAUCAGGCGGAAAAAUAAUGUAAGGUGGGCGAAAAUGGGCCUUUUAGUUCUCUAGCAUCAUUGGAGUAAUUGGAUCAGGCAUAAGCUUGAUAGAAAAUAUUCCUGCAAUACUUAUCGGAAGGACCUUAUUUGGCUUUGCUUGUGGAGUCUAAUCAGUCUGCAUUCCGAGAUUUAUAGAGGAGACAGUACCACAGCAUUAAUACUAGGUUUAUUCAACGAUUGCUACGCUCUGUCAAGGAGUAGGUUCUUUGAUUGCAAUGGCAAUGGGUGAAGGAUUCCAAGAUGAUUCUGAUACUGAAGCUCUUAAGAAAAGUGGAUUUUGGAGAGUAAUUUUUGGAUUCCCCCUAGUGUUGUAUGUUGUUUGCAUUAUUGGAGUUUAAUUUUAUGUGAAGUAUGAAAGUGUAAAGUACUGUAUAUUCAAUGACAGAAGAGAAGAGGCCAAGAAGAUGAUUAAAAAUGUCUACCAUAAAUCUGAAAAUCCUGAAGAGAUUAUUAUUGGUUUUGAGAUAAAUACUUAAAGGGACACAUCAUUUGUCACAUUGAAAUAAGCAAUGAGUUCAGAUAAAUAUAGAAAGGGGACAAUCUUAGUUAUCAUACUGAUUAUAUUUCAUGAACUUACAGGCAUCAACGCUAUAUUACUUUACUCGAAUACUAUGUUCAAAUAGAUGGGAUUAUAAAAGCCCAGAUUGGGAACCUAUGGCUUAGGUGUCGCACAGUUAUUUGGGUUAGGAAUAGCAAUAUGGAUGCUGAAAAAAGUUGGAAGAAGAUUGCUUUUAAUUACUGGGCAUUUCCUGAUGGCAACAUGCCAUUUACUGAUUGGUAUAUUUGCCUAUUAAAACAUGAGUAUCUGGGUCGCUGUCAUGAUGAUCUCCUUCAUCAUGACUUAUUAGAUUACUAAUGGACCCGUGAUAUGGCUUUACACGAGUGAGGUUGUAGUUGAUACUGCACUGGGGGCUUGCAUUUUCACUCUGUGGGGUACUGUGUUGGUACUGAGUUUAACAACAAAUUUCCUAAUGAAUAGCGCAUUAAGACCCUAGGGAGUGUUCUGGCUAUUCUCAGGGAUCUCCAUUUUUGGAGGAAUUUAUUGCAUCAUAUUCAUCCGUGAAACAAAAGGACUGACAGACAAGGAAAAGAAGACACUUUACUCCCCUUAAAAUUUGAAGAGUUCAGCUGCGUUUUAGCAGCAUGAAUCAAUUGAGUUCUGA